This is a messenger RNA of Colletotrichum truncatum, 1332 nucleotides long. RefSeq names its product C6 finger domain-containing protein. The record is from RefSeq and is a predicted model, not a curated record. NCBI's taxonomy places the organism in Eukaryota, Fungi, Ascomycota, Sordariomycetes, Glomerellales, Glomerellaceae.
AUGUUGGAGAAAACAGACACCAACACGGGCUCCAGACCUGACCUACCCUUUGAGCUCAGCGAUUUCGAAUCUGGAAUAGCGAAUGUUCAAUCAGUACUAGAGCAUGAACUACACAGCGAGGUUGACCUGGCACACCUUUUCGGCCACUCUGCCAGCACCUCGACCAGCCCAAAAAGUUUCAAAGCAGUCACUGGUACAUGCACUACAGCCAACGGUGGUGGGGAUGCAAGCCGCAGCUCGAAGUCUCCUCAACCUUCUAGCAGUAAGGACGAAUGCUUGCAGCGACUGUCUCAGCUGAGUUCUAAGCUGUUGGUGUGCUUUAGUAAGACUGAAAAUCGCCAUGUAGCCCUCGAAGAUAUUCUAGCUUACCCAUCUCCGGAAAUGAGCUGUAACGCUCAUGAUGGGGAUGAUCAGGGGUUACAUACCGCCAAAAACAUCAUCGGCGAACUCUUAGAGAGUUCUCAGGUGUUUUUAGAAACUCUAGAGCAGCUGAAAUCCUUGGAGGCAUCCCAGCAAGAACCGCAGCAUCCGUACUCGCCGUCUAGUUCAGAGUAUUUGUAUUUGGAUUCGCCAGACGAAGCCGACUUCCUCUCGAAGGAGAGUUCGACGCCGUUUCCAGCGUUCGCGCCACGCAAUAGCGACAAUGACAACAGCCAUGAAAUGGCUACCAAGCUUUCAAGCGACAAAACCUCGCGAUAUCCUUGUAAAUCGGCGAAUGCUUUCUCGACAAAUGUUUGCUUCAGCAUGCCAACCAUAUUCACAAUCGUAACCUGCUAUAUGUGGUUGUUUCAGGGCUACGAGGUUGUUUUUUCCGCCAUCCAAGAGUCUUUGCUAUUGCAAAAGCAGACGCAAGAAGACCAACAACGGAAAGAACAACAACGACAGCAAUGCGAUAUCUCGAGUUAUCACUACGUACAGAAGAGACGACAAGCGUCAUCGUCAUCCACACCCGUCUCACGGACAGGAAAGACAGGCCCUGGGGCAUUGUGUCCUACCGUCUUGCCAAAUAUUCAGUUUGGAGGGUUCGGUCUGGAUGGUCACCCUAACUUGCAAAUUGAGAUGUUGAUACACGUUAGCUCCCAAAUGUUACAAAAGAUUGAGAACAUCAUGGGCUUUGACACGGCGACAGCGCAAAAUCACCCGCCUCCGCCCCCACCGUCGCCCUGUCGCGAGCAUGGCCUGCUGGAUUUAGGAUGUGCUCCUACUCAAUUAUAUGCAUACCUCCAUGGCGCAAGACAUGGCGCCGCGGAAAGUCCUUCAUCGGGCCGAUCGGCAUUAGUCAAGGAUAUGGUGAAGACUAUUAGACAAAUCCUGAGUAGUAGCCAUUGUUAG